Arachis ipaensis is the source of this 579-nucleotide messenger RNA. Its product is annotated as zinc finger BED domain-containing protein DAYSLEEPER-like. NCBI's taxonomy places the organism in Eukaryota, Viridiplantae, Streptophyta, Magnoliopsida, Fabales, Fabaceae. The record is from RefSeq and is a predicted model, not a curated record.
AUGGGAGGAGGAGAUCCUAGUUGUAUUGCAGUCCAAAGUAAUGAGGACAACAAAGCUAUGGACAUAGAGCAUGAGGUUGCUGCUAACGAGGGACAGCAGGCUACUCGCAAGGGAAAAAAAUCUUAUGUUUGGACGCAUUUUAAACAGCUUCCAUUUAGCGAGACCAAUGGAGAGCACAAGGCCAAAUGCAAAAAUGGGACACUUCAUGGCUAUAUGCCUAAGGUUGGUGAAGAAGGUGAAGCCGGCAAAACUUUCAAAGUCAAUGGCUAUAGCCUGGAAGAUUGUAGGAAGGUAAUGGCUGAGUUAAUUAUCCUUGAUGAACACCCUUUUAAAGUCGUCGAAGGGAUUGGAUUUCGCAAAAUGAUUAAUCAAUUUGAGCCAAGAUUCACUGUACCAUCUAGGAUGACAAUGUCAAGAGAUUGCUUUCAGCUUUAUUUAGAUGAGAAGAAAAAACUUAAAGCUUGGUUGGCAAAGUCAUGUGCUCGAGUUUGUUUGACAUCAGAUUGUUGGACAUCAAAUCAAAAUCUUAGCUACAUGAGCCUAACUACACAUUUCGUUGAUGACAAAUGGAAGCUAUAA